Molecule: messenger RNA, 555 nt
Organism: Cladocopium goreaui
Lineage: Eukaryota; Dinophyceae; Suessiales; Symbiodiniaceae
Source: the annotation of a GenBank genome assembly
AUGAAUCCCGGGAUAAAAACGACGUCGGCCAAGGACAAACUUGCCUCCAAGUGGAACAAACCUGACUCAAACGCAGUGAUCGUGGAUGUGGACUGCACCACGGACGAUGCCAAAGACCUGUGUAACAAAUAUGGGGUGCAGGGCUAUCCCACAUUGAAGUACUUCAGCCCCACGACCUCAAAGGAUGGCGAUGUAUAUGAGGAUGCACGUGAUCUCAAGGCCAUGAACAAAUUUGUGAAGAGGGCCUCUAAAUUGCCCUGCGUUCCAGACUCCGGCGAGAACUGUGACAAGAAGGAUACGGCCUACAUCGAGGAGAUCAAAGAUAUGACUCCCGAGAGCCUGCAGGAAGCGAAGAGUAAGAUGCAAAAGGAGCUGGAUGACUUGGAGGCCGACUACCAGGCCUCCAGCGCUCUCUUCGAAAAGCAGAAGGAGGAGGCCAUGGCGACCAUGAAAAGGUCCGAGGACCUUAAGAAGUCUUUGAGCAAGCUCAGGGACAAGACAGGAUACAAGAUCGCAAUCCUCAAGGCAAAGACCAGCGAGAAAAGUGAGCUUUAG